Molecule: messenger RNA, 3634 nt
Organism: Vitrella brassicaformis
Lineage: Eukaryota; Vitrellaceae
Source: the annotation of a GenBank genome assembly
GAGGAGGCAUUAGCUGAUCGUGAAGGUGCAUACACAGCAAGGAUAAGUGGAGCAUUCGUGGACCAUCAGCCAAAGACGAAAACAACGUUUCUCUGCUACUGAUCCCGAUGCGCUUCUGACUUUUUGAGGGCGGUGAGGGACUAGAGUGAGGACACAACGUCACUGCGACAUCGGCUCGUCAUUCCCUCACCCCUGCAUUCAUCCCGCUCACCCCCAAAACGCCCACUCUGAUCCCCCUCCCCUCUCCAUCGAGCGAAGAGCCCUCUGCAAUGGCCGAUACGCCGCCCACGGCACCCCGCCGCCUCCCCACUGCACCAGGGCGUCCAUCAGCGUGUGCUCCCUCGCAGCCUUCGGCGAGAGUUUGGGGGCUCGGUUGGCGUUUGGCUUUGGUGACGGUGCUGGCUUGGCUGGGCACGGUGGUUGGUGACUUGCCUGUUCAUUGUGAGCGUGAUGACAUCAUUGGCGAGUGGGUGUUUGAGCUGACGCGUGAGUACGACCACAGGACCAGCUGUGGCCACUCACACCCUGACGACGAGCGAUGCCAGCCUCUGCACAGUGAGUGGGUGGGUGGAUGGACGGAUGGGAGAGAUGCCCCCCUCAUUCAUCCUUCACCUCUCUGUGUGUGUCAGGUUCCUUCAAUGGCACUAGGACAAUUGGGUUGAAGCUGACGGAGCCGAACAAGUGCGAGAUGGACGACGGCAGCCGCUGCUCCUGGACCAUGGUCUACGACGAGGCCUGGGACGUCAAUGCAGAGGACCUUACCUUCCUGGCCUUCUCUCACUUUCGCCUUGUGCAGCCCAGCCUCCCUGGGGUGAGUGAGUGUGACCACACCACACCACAGACACUGCACACGUGCGUCCAUGCAUCAUAUCUCGCUGCGUUUGUCCUUGUGCUGUGCGGCACACACACCUGCCGUCUCGUCUGUCUGCUAGCAAAACACGCCCAAGGAUUCUAUCUGCACCGAGACGGAGGUGGGAUGGUUCCACAACUGGGCCACCGACAAGUGGGGCUGCUACAAGGGGCGCAUGACCAAGCGAUACCAACCAGAGGACAAGAAGUCCCCCUCAUCAUUGGACAAACGGCGGACAGACAUCGUCAUGUCAAGGUCCUCUGUGCAGCACUCCCGGUCCGGCAUCAGUGCCGCACUCGGCAGAGUUGCUCGUGGUGCCAGGGACGCCAUUCGGCGCCAGUUCAUGCCGCUGGCAUUCCCCUCGCUGUCGUGGCGGCGGAAAGGUGCCCGGCGGCCGAGCGGGACCCUGGAGCCGGGUGUGGGUGGUGGGGAGCCGGGAAGGCUUAAGUUGGAGACGCGAGAGGGCUAUGGGCGGGGGGGCGGGGAGAGCCCGCUGUCGAUGCUGUUCGUGCAGGCCAUUAUCGACAAAGAGAAGCCGCUCUCGCUCGCACAGCACCAGGUGGGGAAUGAAUGCAAUGCACCCAUGGCCACGAUGGAUGGAUGCAUCAGCGGAGAACGCCUUAAGCGUACCGUAUCCUGUUGUGUGUGUAGACGCUGGUGGACCACCUGAAUCGGGUGAUAAGUCACAACAAGGGCAGCUGGAAGGCCGCCGUCUACCCGCAGUUCGCCGGCAAGUCCUUCGAGCAGCUCAACCGAAUGGCCGGUCUCCCGAGGGACGCACAGCAGCGCCACUUCCCCCCGCCCCACAUGGCUGUGCCCGCCCAUCCACACACCAUCAGCCCGGAGGACUUCAUCCAGACAGCCGCGUCUGUGACGCUCGCCUCCAAACACUAUGCCAACCGCACUGCGUCGCAGCACCGGCAUAGCGACGAGGCGCCCAUUUCCGAGCCGUCUGCUCACUUGUACAGGGGAUCUGAUGUGGACACGGCAGAGUUUAUGGACAACUUCUCAUGGGGCAGCCAGAUGGGCGGGGCCAACUUCAUGCGACCGGCAGUGGACCAGGGCGACUGCGGAUCCUGCUACCUCGUGUCGACCAUUAACAUGCUCAAUGCACGGUGCGUCACACGAACGGCGAAGGGCAGGUGUUUGUGUGUAUGUGUCCAUGUGUUUGUGGACGGCCAUGUGUGUGUGUGUAGGUGGAAGAUCAAGCAUCCGGACGACCGUGACUUUGACGGUUUCAGCGAGGCGUUUGGACUGUCGUGCAGCGAAUACAACCAGGGGUGCAAAGGCGGAUACCCAUUCAUGGUACGGUCAGGUCAGGAGGGAGGGAGGGAGAACGAGAGACCACCUGCGAAAAUGUUACUAGACUAUGUGUGCAGGUGGUCAAGUGGAUGAGUGAGGUGGGUCUGCUGCCCCGCCGAUGCGGCGGAUACACUGCACAAGACAACUCAUGCCACAAGGUCAGACAGACAGACAGACAGACAGGGAGACAGGGAAUGAGGGAGGGAUGGAGGGAGCCGACCAUCACGUGGAUGAUGGUCCUGUGGUCUCCUCUCCAGGGCCACGUAGCUAAGUCGUUCCGUCAGUGCCUGGACAAUCCCCGGGUACCCAAGUACCGCGUCGCGCGAUACGGCUAUGUGGGGGGCUACUACGGCGGAUGCACUGAGGAGCUCAUGAUGCAGGAGCUAUACAAGUAACCACACCUACACCCACACUCACACGUGUGCAAAUGUGCUCCCCUCCCACAUGUACUCGUGUGCGUCGGUCAGGAAUGGUCCCAUAACGGUAUCGAUAGAGCCGACGCCCGACUUCAUGUACUACCAUGAGGGCGUCUUUAGCGAGGGGGGCGAGGUCCAACACACAGACUGGAUCAAGGUACGGACGUACGGUUUGUGGGUUGUGGACACCAUCCAUCCAUCCAUUUAUCCCCUAAUCUAUCACACGUACACCAUAACUAAGCGUGGUUAUGUGUGUGUUGUCCUUCCUCUGUCUGUCAGGUAGACCAUGCCGUGCUGCUGGUCGGCUGGGGGCUGGAGAAGGGAGCCAACCCCCUGGUAUGGCCAGUCAGUCAGCGACCGGGCCAUCGCCGCCCGCCACACGCUCAUCCAUCUCAUUCAUCCAUGUGUGUUGUGUGUCUGUAUUAAAUGUGCAGAGGUACUGGUUGGUUCAGAACAGCUGGGGCACCAACUGGGGCCUCAACGGCUACUUCAAGAUAGAGAGGGGCCGCAACAUCAUCGGCAUCGAAAGCGACGGCGUGUUCGCUGACGUCGACAAGAUCCAGCACUCGCCCGCCACACUCAGCAGCUUCUAUCACGUCAGACGCACCACUCCCUGCCUGCCCGACACGACAGCCCAUACAUGUCUCUGUCUGUCUGUCUGUGUGUCUGUCUGUCUGUGUCCAGCUGUUGAGUCCACCGAAGAAGGACGACAUUGCGUGGCAGUAUCACGACACGUGUGAGAGAAGUGAGGGCGGCGACGGGGAGGAGGCCUCUAACCUAGAGCUAGCAAGAAGGCGGGAGCAGCAAACGCAUCCCAUCAACGUCGACAGCGCCAGGAACAUGCGCAGAUAGCCACUUCGCACCAACGACACCAACCAAGAGAGAUAGCUGCAACGGUCCGCCCAUCGUGGCCAGCUAGAGACAAGGUCGCUUGCUGCUGCUGAGUGACAAGGAGGGUGUGUGCAGGGGAAGGGUCGCUUUCCAUUUGUGCAGAGGAAGGAAUUAAGGGGAGGAGGGGGGCGAGGAGAGGGCCAUGUACGUACAUGUAUAUUUGCUUCCAUCGAUC